This is a messenger RNA of Fraxinus pennsylvanica, 1323 nucleotides long. The record is from the annotation of a GenBank genome assembly. Lineage: Eukaryota; Viridiplantae; Streptophyta; Magnoliopsida; Lamiales; Oleaceae.
AUGGUUGACCAAGGUUACAGAAGAUUAGCUAACAAACCUCUUGAUCGAGCUCCUUCCAAGAGCCCUACUUCCAUAGGAACAGUCUCCGUUCCGAUAAUUCUUUCUCCAUCCAUUUCACCAAAGAGGUUCCAAGAGGCUUUUGCUUCAACUCCUCCACCUCCCACAACCAAAAAGCUGAAAAUCGACGAGGCGGUAAAGAAGCCAGACUGUGCAGAAAAAGCGCAUGUUGCCCCCAAGCUCGAUGGACAUUUGCAAAACAUGGAUUCCACUGACCUCCAGGUCCAGAAUGACUCCUUGUACAAACCAAAAAUCAAAAACCUGACCGUCAAGCAUGCCAAGAAACAUUUUAAGCAUAAGUUGCUUCAAGUUGAACUUGCCAAGGCGAAUGAGUUGAUCAAGCGGCUAGAGGAUAAGGUUAAUGACCUGCUUGUCGAGCAAGAUAAGAGAGAUGCUGAGCACAAGGUUACCCAAGCUGAACUUGCCAAGGCCAAUGUUUAUGUCAAGCUACUAGGGGAUAAGGUUGAUGACUUGGGCUACCAGAUUUCACGAUUCCAGCUUGAGUUUUCAUCUCGGGACGCGGAAAUUGAGCUGCUGAAGGCUAAACUGGAGGAGAAGGUCGAGGAAAUCGAGGGUCUUGAGGAUUUGAAUAAACAACUCCUUACCAAAGAGCUCUUGAGUAACGACGAGCUGCAGAAUACCCGUGCAGCAUUAAUAGAGGGCUACAGCAACAUGUUUGGUAGGGGCAUUACAAACAUUAAUAUAAAGUGUAUGGGAAAAAUUGAUGAGGAAGCCUUUGAGAAUACUUGCAUGCAGAGAUUCCCACAUACAGUUGCUGAGAUUAAGGCUAUGGAGCUCUGUUUCCAAUGGCAGGAAAAACUGGAAAAUCCAGAAUGGCACCCAUUUAAAGUCAUUCAAAUUGAUGGGAAGCACCAGGAAAUUAUGAAUGAGGAUGAUGAAGUACUACUCAAGCUUAAGGAAGAAUGGGGUGAUGAAGUUUACCUUGCUGUUACAACGGCACUGAAGGAACUAAAUGAAUACAACCCAAGUGGCCGGAGACGGUGGGUCAGAGAUGGUGGGGGAGGUGCUGGUGUCGUUGGCAAGAUGAAGGGAGGACAGCAGCGAGAUCCGGUUCAAGCUGUCCAAAAACGGGAAUUAUGCUUCCUUGAAAUCUCAGUUCAUAAACCUGCUCUCUGUCCAUGGUUUACUGAUAUACGUCGUUUGAUUACUUGUCUUGCUGAAACUAUUCCAACAACAGAAAGAAACAAUGCAGCUUUGGUUGAGGCAAGACCAACUUGUAUUGUUGGACAUUCAAGCAUCAAUUAA